AUGUCGCAAACCGAUUACAAGUUUGAGGGCUGGAUGGGCCUUGACCCCAAGGCCAGCGAAGGGAAGAUGGUCUGGCAAGAAUUCAAGCCAAAGGCCUGGGAAGAGACCGACGUUGACAUUAAAGUCACUCACUGUGGUAUCUGUGGAUCAGACAUGCACACUCUCCGCAGCGGCUGGGGUCCCACCAAGUACCCUUGCUGCGUCGGCCACGAGAUCGUAGGAAACGUCGUCCGUGUCGGAUCCAAGGUUACCCACCUUUCCAUCGGAGACCGUGUUGGCGUCGGCGCGCAAAGCCAGUCUUGCCAGAACCGCAACGGCGACUGCGAGGAGUGUGCCUCCGGCCUAGAGCAGUACUGCAGCAAAGGCAUCGUCGGAACAUACAACGGCACCUUCAUCAACGGCGACAAGUCAUACGGCGGCUACUCUACCUAUAACCGUGUCCCCGCGCACUUCGCAGUCAAGAUCCCUGACUCGAUUCCCUCGGCUGAGGCCGCGCCCAUGCUGUGCGGUGGUGUGACUUUGUUCAGCCCGCUGAAGCACAACAACUGCGGUCCCGGAAAGAAGGUGGGCAUUAUCGGUCUCGGUGGUCUGGGUCACUUCGGUGUGCUCUUCGCUAAGGCGAUGGGCGCCGACAAGGUCGUCGCUAUCUCACGUAAGAAGAACAAGGCGGACGAUGCGCUGAAGAUGGGCGCUGAUCUCUACAUCGCCACCGACGACGAGCCCGACUGGGCGACCAAGUAUGCUCGCUCUUUGGAUCUGAUUGUUAGCACUGUCUCUUCUAGUAAGAUGCCGAUGGCGGGAUACGUUGGCCUGCUGCGCACUGCUGGUGCCUUCGUCCAGGUUGGUCUCCCUGACGACGGAGUUCUCAAUGCUCCUGUCCAACACCUUAUGCGUCGCUUGAAGAUGCAGAGCUCUCUUGUCGGUAGCCCUGGCGAGAUUCGCGAGAUGUUCGAGCUGGUGGCGGCCAAGGGCGUUAAGCCUUGGAUUCAGGAGCGUCCUAUGAAGGACGCCAACAAGGCCAUCGUGGACAUGGAUCAGGGCAACGCGCGCUAUCGCCUGGUCCUGGUCAACGAGCAGUAA
Messenger RNA from Penicillium chermesinum, 1080 nucleotides. Its product is annotated as NAD(P)-dependent alcohol dehydrogenase. The transcript is spliced from 3 exons. The coding region runs from base 1 to 1080 and encodes 359 amino acids. The record is from RefSeq and is a predicted model, not a curated record. Lineage: Eukaryota; Fungi; Ascomycota; Eurotiomycetes; Eurotiales; Aspergillaceae. Gene Ontology annotation, biological process: alcohol metabolic process. Gene Ontology annotation, molecular function: zinc ion binding; alcohol dehydrogenase (NADP+) activity.